Messenger RNA from Phacochoerus africanus (Common warthog), 2265 nucleotides. RefSeq names its product ankyrin repeat and SOCS box containing 6 (gene ASB6). The record is from RefSeq and is a predicted model, not a curated record. The coding region runs from base 143 to 1408 and encodes 421 amino acids. Lineage: Eukaryota; Metazoa; Chordata; Mammalia; Artiodactyla; Suidae. Gene Ontology annotation, molecular function: protein binding. The transcript is spliced from 6 exons. Gene Ontology annotation, cellular component: BRCA1-BARD1 complex. Gene Ontology annotation, biological process: protein ubiquitination; intracellular signal transduction.
UCCGGCGCGGAGCAGUGGGUUGGGCUGUGUAUGAGGCCGGGUUCGGGGACUGGACCAGUAGUGGCCAAACCUGGCCAAGACCGCGGCUGCCGAAACACUCUCAGUCGGCGUCUCGGCCUCAGCGGAGGGUGCGGCCACCGCAAUGCCGUUCCUGCACGGCUUCCGGAGGAUCAUCUUCGAGUACCAGCCGCUGGUGGACGCGAUUCUGGGCUCCUUGGGGAUCCAGGACCCUGAGCGGCAGGAACCCCUGGACGGACCCAGUUAUGUCGCCAGCGAGGAGAGCCGGAUCCUUGUUCUCACUGAGCUGCUGGAGAGAAAGGCCCACUCUCCCUUCUACCAGGAAGGCGUGAGCAACGCCCUGCUGAAGAUGGCUGAGCUGGGGCUGACCCGUGCCGCUGACGUUCUCCUGCGGAAUGGAGCCAACCUCAACUUUGAAGACCCGGUCACCUACUACACGGCUCUGCACAUCGCCGUCCUGCGAAACCAGCCUGACAUGGUGGAGCUGCUGGUGCGCCACGGGGCCGACAUUAACCGGAGGGACCGGAUCCAUGAGAGCAGCCCCUUGGACCUGGCCAGCGAGGAGCCCGAGCGCUUGCCCUGCCUGCAGCGCCUCCUGGACCUCGGCGCAGACGUCAAUGCGGCCGACAAGCACGGGAAGACGGCCCUGCUCCACGCGCUGGCCAGCAGCGACGGGGUGCAGAUCCACAACACCGAGAACAUCCGGCUCCUGCUGGAAGGAGGGGCCGACGUCAAGGCCACCACCAAAGACGGGGACACGGUGUUCACCUGCAUCAUCUUCCUGCUGGGGGAGACGGCGGGCGGGGACGAGGAGGAGGCCCAGCUCAUCAACCGCUUCUGCUUCCAAGUGACGCGGCUGCUGCUGGCUCACGGUGCCGACCCCAGCGAGUGCCCCGCGCACGAGUCCCUCACCCACAUCUGCCUCAAGAGCUUUAAGCUGCACUUCCCUCUCCUGCGCUUCCUGCUGGAGUCCGGCGCCGCCUACAACUGCUCCCUGCAUGGCGCGGCCUGCUGGUCCGGCUUCCACAUCAUCUUCGAGCGGCUCUGCUCCCACCCAGGCUGCGCCGAAGACGAGAGCCACGUGGACCUGCUGCGCAAGGCGGAGACCGUCCUGGACCUCAUGGUGACCAACUCGCACAAACUCCAGCUGCCCGAGAACUUCGACAUCCACCCCGUGGGCAGCCUGGCAGAGAAGAUCCAGGCCCUUCACUUCUCCCUGAGGCAGCUGGAGAGCUACCCGCCACCGCUCAAGCACCUGUGCCGCGUCUACAUCCGGCUCUACCUUCAGCCGUGGCCUGUGGACACCAAGGUCAAGGCGCUACCUCUGCCCGACAGGCUCAAGUGGUACCUCCUCAGCGAGCACAGCGGUGCAGUCGACGAUGACAUCUGACGGCUCGGACCGCAGGGGACAGGCUCUGGGUGGCCCCGUCAGCCUGCUGUGGAUUUGCGUACCUGUGGCGGUCGUGGGGGUGCACCUUCAGUCCUGUCAGGAGGUGCAGGUUGGAGGCCAGGCCUCGGCCUCCCUGGGCAGAGGAGGCUGGGGGGCCCCACGGCCGCAGGCGCUCCAGCAGGAGAGGCUUCCAUCUUCCAGGGAGACUGCCCCCACCUCCCCCUGGUGGCACCCCACGUCUCAACCCAUGGAACCAGGGGCAGGGUUUGGACUUGGGACAAGUUUAUAAUCUUUGAUUUGAGGGGAGCGCCGGGCAUUUGCAGAAGCAGGGUUGCUCUAAGACCAGGCCACCUGAGAGCUGCAGGAAGCAGGCCUGGGGUCGUAGCUAAAGCCCAGGGUAGGAGGGGCCUGGACGGUGCGGCCCAGCUGAGGGCCUUUCCUCUGGCCCCUUGACUCUAGCAUCUGUCAGAAAACAAAAAGUGCUCUUGUGGGCAGAGAGGAAGCUGAGCUGCCUCCUGCCGGCUUCUUUACAGCUCUGGGGCCAGGUCACCUACCGCCCUGCCCACCGCUCUAGUGGCAGCUCUUUGUGCCAAAACUGGGGUUUCGGGGACCAUGUCUUCUGAAAAGCAAUCAUGCAUGUCCGGGGCCGUCCUCUCCAGAGGGUCCCAUUUUGUGAGGGGCUCAUCAGCUAGGGAACGCUACCCCGACUGGAAGCUGAACUCCGCGCUGGGCUGAGCCCUCACACAGCUGUCUGCCAGUCACACGAGGUGGUCCUUGUGAAUCGUGUAAGCGCCUUGGAGAUUAGCUGAGGCAACUAAGUAUAUUUAUGCUAUAAAAUUAAACUGAUUUCUCUCGGC